This is a messenger RNA of Sceloporus undulatus (fence lizard), 1997 nucleotides long. RefSeq names its product RNA binding motif protein 23 (gene RBM23). The transcript is spliced from 16 exons. Gene Ontology annotation, molecular function: RNA binding. NCBI's taxonomy places the organism in Eukaryota, Metazoa, Chordata, Lepidosauria, Squamata, Phrynosomatidae. Gene Ontology annotation, cellular component: nucleus. The record is from RefSeq and is a predicted model, not a curated record. Gene Ontology annotation, biological process: mRNA processing. The coding region runs from base 250 to 1647 and encodes 465 amino acids.
GGCCCAAGGAGAAAGGAGGGGGGUGGAAGGAGAAGGGAGGGAGAAGAGCCCGCCGCCAUCUUAGCGUCGCUACUAGUGCUACUGCUGAGGAGAGAACGGGAAAGCCUCGGAGGCGCCCAGCCGGGGCUCUAACGGCCAAAAGGGAGGGGGAGGUGGGCUGUGAUCAGAUUCUUUGCCUGCUAGACGCCCUUCUCCACUAGCAGCUCCUGUGUCUCGGGGUGGUGGGGAGCCCACCCAUUUGGGCCAGCCAUGGAUCCGGCGUUCCCCAAUCCAUCCCAGGACCCAAGCCAAGAAGACGGCAUGGCUGCAGACGACUUCGAUAUUGUUAUAGAGGCCAUGCUGGAGGCCCCAUACAAGAAAGAAGAGGCCCAGCCAGGACCCUCAAAGCCACCAGCCGAUCCCCCUACAGCACAGCCACCUCAAGAGGAGCAAGGAAAGGAGACAAAGAAAGACAGUGCCCCCAGCAGCAGUGGAGAAAGCAGCAGCAAAAAGAAGAAAAGCAGGAGCCGGAGCAGGAGCCGUGACCACAGACACAGCCGUAGCCGGGACCGAGACCGCCACCGCAGGCGCAGCCGGAGCCGGGAUCGCCGCAGCCGUCACCGGAGCAGAAGCCGCCAUCGAAGCCGCAGCCGGGAUCGGAGACGGGGAAGCAGGUCUCGCAGCAGAGAGCGCCGGCGGGAUGAGAGAGUGCGUUAUCGCAGCCCUCCACCCCCUGGGCGGCGCUUUGGACACAGCAAGAGUCCCCUCUACAGAGAGAAGAGCCCUCUCCGAGAGCCCUUGGGCAGCUUGAGCCCAGAAGAACGUGAUGCCCGUACAGUGUUCUGCAUGCAGUUGGCUGCCCGUAUUCGCCCACGUGACCUUGAGGACUUUUUCUCUGCCGUUGGGAAGGUGCGUGAUGUCCGAAUCAUCUCUGACCGAAACUCCCGCCGCUCCAAGGGCAUUGCCUAUGUGGAGUUCUGCGAAAUCCAGUCAGUGCCAUUGGCCAUUGGGCUGACUGGGCAGCGCCUCCUUGGUGUGCCUAUCAUCGUCCAGGCCUCCCAGGCGGAAAAGAACCGGCUGGCUGCAAUGGCAAACAACCUUCAAAAAGGCAGCGGGGGGCCCAUGAGACUCUACGUUGGCUCUCUUCACUGCAACAUCACCAAAGAGAUGCUGCGUGGGAUCUUUGAGCCCUUUGGCAAGAUUGACAGCAUUGUUCUGAUGCGUGACCAAGAUACUGGGCAGUCCAAGGGCUACGGCUUCAUCACAUUUGCAGAGUCAGAAUGUGCCCGGCGUGCCCUGGAGCAGCUGAAUGGUUUCGAACUAGCUGGCCGGCCCAUGCGUGUUGGGCAAGUCACUGAACGUCUGGACGGCACCACUGAUAUCACCUUCCCUGACGGAGACAACGAACCGGACCGAUCAGCCCUGAAUCUUGGUGCCACUGGCUCCCAGCUGCAGCUCAUGGCCAAACUGGCUGAAGCAGGUUCUGGGAUCCCUCUCUCGACUACAGCAGCAGCUCAGGCUGCCCUACAACUCAAUGGAGCGAUACCCCUGGGAGCACUGAACCCAGCAGCCCUGACAGCUCUCAGCCCGGCACUGAACCUGGCUUCACAGACAUUGGCCUCCCAGUGCUUCCAGCUUUCGGGUCUCUUCACUCCCCAAACAAUGUAACACCACCCGGUUCCCUCCCUGCCCUCCCUCUCCCAAGGAGCCAGGAGGGGAAUGAUCAUCUCCACGCCAUCACCUCACCACCCUCAUUGAGUACAAGGCAAGGGGGAUGGACUCUGAAGGAACCCCCUCUUCCUGGGGGACCUUGUUAACACGAACUGAUUUUACUCUGAUUUCCCUCCCACCAGGUGCUGGGGAGGGGUCUUUGUUCUUUCCCUUGGUUGUGGAAUCAGAAUUGGAGGGGGUGCUUUAUUCCCCAUGUGGGAGCCUCAGAGGGACCGGGGGACUCCUUUCCUCCCCCUCCCUAGUGUGGGAUUUCAGCAUCUCUUACAUUUUUUUUCCUCUGGCAAGAG